Molecule: messenger RNA, 3031 nt
Organism: Clupea harengus (Atlantic herring)
Lineage: Eukaryota; Metazoa; Chordata; Actinopteri; Clupeiformes; Clupeidae
Gene: ubox5
Product: U-box domain containing 5
Exons: 5
Coding region: 145-1842 (565 amino acids)
Biological process (GO): protein polyubiquitination
Cellular component (GO): nucleus
Molecular function (GO): ubiquitin protein ligase binding; ubiquitin-ubiquitin ligase activity
Source: RefSeq, a predicted model, not a curated record
UUUGCAGAAAAUCAGUAACGUUAACAUGCCGACUCGCAUGCUAGUUAGCACUUGAGUUGAUUGGUAUGAUACUGGCAAUUGGAGUCAUCCUUAGUAAUACAAUGGCAAUUGGAGAUAUCCUUAGCUGACAGCCUUGAGAGGAUCAUGGUGGUCAACCUUUGCCAGCCACCCUUUCAGACCACUGUUCAGUGCAAUAAGCUGUGUGCCGAUGGCUAUGACGUCUCCAACCUGCUCUCUGAGGACCCCGCCCUCCGGAGGCGUGGCUUCAAACUGGAGUACUUCCUGCGGCCGCCGGUCCAGGUGACGCUGGGGUUCCGCUGGCAGGUGGAGGUGUGCCGGGUGGAUGUGGAGCUGUGGCCGGAGGGCAUGGACCAGGGCGGCGCCACCCGCAAGGUGGAGGUUCACAGCAGCUCGGAGGCCGACCCCGAGCCCACCCAGGGCCACUUCCUCCAGGUGGGUCGGUGUGAGAUGCGGGAGGGGGUGCAGGUGUGCUUCCGUGCCCCCCGAUUUCGCCAUCGAGCGCCUUUCCCUCACCCGCCCCCGGCGCCCUCCCCCGGCGCCACGCACUCUGACCUCUGGAGCCGGGGGCUGCAGUCCCUGGGCAGCGUGGCGCGGCUGCGUCUGAGCAUUCCGUUCAGCAGCGCAGGCUCGCAGCUGGGGUUCAAAGCGCUGUCCGUGUGGGGGCUCCCCGCUCGCUCCUGUCCCCCUGAAGCCCUGGAGGAGUUCCAGAGGGCCCACCGCCCCCCCCUGGCACCCACAAAACCUCUCAUGCCUCCCAACCCGCCUGCCUCUGCCCCCACCCACCCCUCUGAUCUUGCCACCGACCCAGAUGAUGCCAUCCCCGAGGAGUUCCUGGACCCCCUGACCCAGGAGCUGAUGGUCCUGCCCAUGGUUCUGCCCGGCGGGGCGGUGGUGGACCUCAGCUCCCUGGAGGAGUACCAGCGCCGCGAGGCCACCUGGGGGCGGUUGCCAAGCGACCCCUUCACCGGCGUGCCCUUCACAGCGGACUCUAAGGCCCUGCCGUGCCCGCUGCUGAAGACCCGCAUUGAUCAGCUGAUCCUCCGGAGAGGCGGGCGGCCGGGCGUCUGUGGGGGCAAAGAAGGUGGCGCCACCCUGGGCCCGCAGGCUUCCAGGCUUAUCCCUCAGACCCCUGCCCUGGCACAGACCCCUGCCCUGGCACAGACCCCUGCCCUGGCACAGACUCCUAAACCGCCACAGGUGCCCGAGACAGCCCCCAGGUCCCUGACCUCACACGCCCCACCCAGCUGUCCUCCAGGUAACGCUGCUGUGGACACCCACACGUCCACCUUCACUAACGGGGCGCCCAGUUACCAAGGCCUGGGUGGGGGUGGGGGUGGGGGGGGGACCCCAGCCCUGAGGAGGAAGAGAGGGCUGGACGCUCCAACUCCAGAUGUGGACGAACAGAGGGAUGGGCGCUCCGAGGCUGACAGGACGUCUCCAAGAGCAGAGAACACACUGGAGCCACGCAAGAGAACAAGAGCAGACCAGCAAACACACUCCACAGGCUCCCACGAGGAGCGUCUGUCUGCCAGUCUGGACGCGGCUCUGAGCUGUGCUCUGCAGGGGCGCCCCUCCUACACCGGCCAAAGGAGGGCGCCGGCCCACACCCCACACACAGGCGAGGACCAGUGUGCACUUUGCUCGGUGUCUCUCACCCGCUACCCGACCAGUCCCACUGCCUACACGCUUCCAUGCAGGCAUCUCCUCUGCCGCCCAUGCCUCACCCGCAAGACUCCAUCAAAUGCCCGAGGACCCCAGAUCAUCUGCCCAACCUGCGGCUCUGCUGCCCCAGCCAGUGCAGUGACACGUGUGCACCACUGACCACUGGUGACCACUGAUGGCCACUGGUGACCACGGCACAAAAUGGACGCCUGUCGGACCUAAACACACACUAAGGCCACGGCACAAAAUGGACGCCUGUCGGACCUAAACACACACUGACGGCCACGGCACAAAAUGGACGCCUGUCGGACCUAAACACACACUGAGGCCACCGCAGGUCACUGGCAAGACUCACUGUAAAGUACAGUGUGGAGUUCUGGCAGAGAGCGGCGUCAUCUGUGCCUCAACGUGAGCUUCUCAGGAUGUUUCUUGAGGAUGGUUGAAUGUUUUCUCAUCCGAUACACAUCCGGUGCAUUUUCACAUCCGUGACGUACGUUCUCCACCGCCAUCACGUGGAACGCCCGCUGCAGUCAUUAAAUGGCGCACCUCUGGUCAUGUGGCCCAGGGCUCAGGCUGGGGGACCUUGGAGAGUGGAAAUGAAAAUGUUUGCAAGGACUUCAGAGAGAGAGAGGAGUAGGAGGAGGAGGAGGAGGAGGAGGAGGAGGAGGAGAGCUUGAAAGAGAUGAAGGGGAGUGUGCUGCUGAGAGGCCCAAGGCUGCAUGUCACUGUGUGAAAAGAGAGAAAGAAAGAAAGAAAGAAAGGAAGAAAGGAAGAAAGAAGGAUGGAGGGUGAGAAAGGAAGGAAGGCACAGUCCCGGCCGCUGGAGGUCAGAACCGUGUGUGUCGUGUUCCCCACCUCCGUGUGUGUCGUGUUCCCCCCUCCACUGGGGCAGAACCGUGUGUGUCGUGUUCUCCAGCUCCACUGGGGCAGAACCGUGUGUGUCGUGUUCUCCAGCUCCACUGGGGCAGAACCGUGUGUGUCGUGUUCUCCAGCUCCACUGGGGCAGAACCGUGUGUGUCGUGUUCCCCACCUCCACUGGGGCAGAACCGUGUGUGUCGUGUUCUCCAGCUCCACUGGGGCAGAACCGUGUGUGUCGUGUUCUCCAGCUCCACUGGGGCAGAACCGUGUGUGUCGUGUUCCCCACCUCCACUACUGGGGCAGAACCGUGUGUGUCGUGUUCCCUCCUCCGUGUGUGUCGUGUUCUCCACCUCCACUGUGCAAGGGGCUCCUUUGGGCACAUAAGAUGUGUGAGCAGGAAGUGCCAGACAUGGCUUCCUCAUCCCCUUCUUCCCUCUGUCUUUGUCCACUCACUGCUACACUAUCUCUCUCUCUCUCUCUUUCUCUAUCU